CGCCGCCGCAACAAGAGAAGACCUUGCUCGGCCUCGCCGCCGCCGCCGCCGCUACACCUGUUGAGUCCAGCACCAGAACCUUCCGUCUGUCAGUGGGCUGCGGCGCCGUCGGAUGAAAGGCGGUAGGAAGAACCUGCAGCACACGUGCGAGGAGGGCACCGCGGUGACGCUGGCGGAGGGCGAGAGCAUCAUGCAGGUCGUCACGCUGCGCGGCUCCAACCUCAUCGAGGUGACGGACGGCGAGGGCGUCAAGUCUCUCGCCCUCUUCCCCGCCAAGUUCCAGACGAGCUUCUGGAUCAAGAACGGACAUGAAUGUGCAGGGAAUUUCGUGGUUGUGGAUGCUAGUGGGAGGGACGAGGCUCUCGAAUCUGGAAGUAGGAAUUUACUUGAUGGAACCAGGGUUGUUACUGAUUCACUCGAUCUUUGUUAUGCCAGGCCGGCUAUCUUCAAGUCGACUCCCAAUGGGUGGACGACAGGGCCAGAGGGAACGACAUCGCAGGCUGAGGAAGAGCACAACUCCAAAGAAGAAGAAGACGAUGAUGAUAUGCCACCACUCGAGGCGAACACAAACAGGAAUAGACCGUUUGACGUGCAUUCUGACACAGAGAGUGAUUCUGAUUCUUAAGCUGGUAGACGACGUGGGAAUAGGAGCCGUGGACGAUGUAUGUCAUCCUAUAUAUGGUUACC
Molecule: messenger RNA, 687 nt
Organism: Triticum aestivum (bread wheat)
Lineage: Eukaryota; Viridiplantae; Streptophyta; Magnoliopsida; Poales; Poaceae
Exons: 4
Coding region: 113-625 (170 amino acids)
Biological process (GO): translational initiation
Cellular component (GO): nucleus
Molecular function (GO): translation initiation factor activity
Source: RefSeq, a predicted model, not a curated record